CUCUGUCUUUCAGUUCUACAGGAAACGAAAACUGUGUCUGGGAAGACAUUGCUGGCUGUGUAGCUAAUAUUCUAGACAGAAAUAUUAACAAACUCGUGUCUCUAUUUUAAGAAAACGAUACGCCAAAGAAAAGGCUUACAUAAGCCUUGCGCCUCUGCUUAAGGUCUGAUUCAGUAGCUGGGAUGCCUAAUUUUCCUCGUAAUUUUACAUGUUAUGGGAGGUACUGGAAAUUUCACAGUAAGAAGGAAGACAUAUUUAUCAAACAUCGAAGUGCAAUAAGCCCCCGACAAAAACCUCUACGUGUGUGUGUGUACAUUUGCAAUCAUUUAUAGACGGCGCGACCCUGUUUUGUUGUCUCCUCGAGGUACGGUUUGCUAAAUCCUGUUCCGAUGGUAUUUGACUAGCUAAGAAGCUAACGCUAUUACGGCUCGAGUUUCUGCGUUUUGCGUCUGUUUUAGCCGAUAGAUAAUGCUGCAAUAAAGUGUAGCUUCCAGUUUUAUGUUGGAAACGUUAAACAUAUGGUAUAUGUGCAUUUAGUCACAUUUUGUUUAUGUAGUACAGUGCUGGCAGGUUAAUGGUAGUGAGGCUGCUGGCGCCUGUUUUCGUGAGUUGUCAAAAUAGUGUAAACAAACAAUGAAGCUUUUGGAAAAUUCGAGUUUUGAGGCCAUUAAUACUCAGCUCACCAUAGAGACUGGAGACUGUAAGAUAAUCGGAAGGAUUGAAAGUUACUCCUGCAAAAUGGCAGGUGAGGACAAGCAGAUGUUUAAGCAAUUCUGUCAGGAGGGACUGCCUCAUGUGCUGGAAGCUCUGUCUCCUCCACAGUCAUCUGGAAUCAGCCCUAACAAGCUGAGUCACAGUCAAAGUGGCGAUGAAGGGGAGGGUCCACUUUCUGAUAAGUGCAGCAGGAAGACUCUGUUCUACUUGAUUGCUACUCUCAACGAGUCCUUCAGGCCGGACUAUGACUUCAGCCGCACCCGAGGUCAUGACUUCAGUAGAGAGCCCAGUGUCAACUGGGUGUUUAAUGCCGUGAACAGUAGCUUGUCUGCUGCUGCUGGGGAGGCAUACAAUCGCUUACAGCCGAAGCUCUGGGAGGCCAUUGACAAUGAGAUCAGUCUGACUGAGUGUGAUAUUUACAGCUAUAAUCCAGACCUUGAUUCUGACCCAUAUGGAGAAGAAGGCAACCUGUGGUCCUUCAACUAUUUCUUCUACAACAAGAGGCUGAAAAGAAUUGUGUUCUUCACAUGCCGCUCUGUUAGUCUUUUUAUGACUCCACGAGAUUCAGGCAUUGGAACUGAGCUGGACCUGGAUCUGGAUGAAGGCAGCUUUGAGGAGGAGGAAAACAUGGAUGAGGAGAGGUAUCGACCAUUAUGUGCCCAGUGAAGAUGUCAUAAAUCCGCUGCCUUGCUCCUGGAGUCUAAUGUCUUUUACCAUUUUAUUUCAAGUGUUUGUUUUUGCUAUCACUAUGAUAGGAUACAUGCUUUUAAUAACAGAAACUUAAUGAGAUCCAUACAUUGGUUUUAAAAAAAUUUAGCGUUUGUGUUUCUCAGUUGUUGUUAUUAGACGUUUUUGCUUUUUGUCACUGACCCCUGAGGAAUGUUGCUCACUGAUAUAGGAUCACUUGAUUUUCCUACGUUGUCAAAAUUCCUAUUGUCUUUUUUCAUAAAAUAAAUUUGCUAUUUACUUUAUAUAAAGUUAAUAGUUGUAUUUUCUCAUCACAGUGUGUUGGAUGAAGCACUUUAUUCUUAUUCUUCCAGUCCUUUUUUAUGACAGCAUUUUUCAGGCUUUACUCAAAUUCAAAUGCUAAUUUGAAAAUGCUUAUCCAUACAUAUAUUUGCAGUUGCAUUUUCUGUCUGUGAAUUAUUCAAAUUCAAGUACAAAACAUAUAUUUAUAAUUGCAUUUACAUGAACAACAAUGCAUAGUGGGUGCCAAAAUGAAAAUGAAAGGUCCAUUUGAAAUUUAAAUUUCUAAACUGGUAUUAUUCUGCCAUAUUGAAGAAGCUACACCAGUCCAUACAUUUGCAGUUGCACUUUCUCAUCCUUAUGGUCCAACUCAGCCAAAAAUAAAACACAAAUGCAAUCCUGUUUGUGUUUGCAUAUUCAAUGCCAACAAGUUACAGCUGUCUGUCAGAUACUACGGAUGUGGCCUUUUGCUGUUUUGGAGGAAAUUACAAAAUCAGUUUAACCUCUUAAUACCUGUUGUGUUUUAUUUUUGGGGCAAGUAGGAGCAUGAGGAUGAGUGCAGUAGCAAAUGUAAGGAUUGCUGAAGCUUUCAAUGUGGCAGAAUUAUACUAGUUUAGACACUGAAAUGUCAGAUGGACUUUACAAUUGCAUAGUAAUUUUGGUAGCCAUUGUGCAUUGUUGUUCAUGAAAACAAAAUUGUAAAUAUGUUUUGCAACUGUAUCUGAAUUAUGUCCUAAAUAAUGCCCACAAACACAGGAAAUCCAUCUGUAAAUACAUGUUUGAAUGAACAUUUUAUGAGCAUUUGAAUUUGAAUAAAUCCUGAGGAUGCAGCCUUUGUUGUACCAUUUUCAAAAAUACUGUCUUUUGCCACCUGGUGGUGCAUUCUGCCAUGUCAUUGUCUUUGUCACUGACAUCAAGGGUUUUUUUGUUGUUGUUGCUUUGGAAUACAAUGCUAACAAGAACCUGUGAUUAUUGGCUUUGCUUGAGUAGAGUACCUGUUGAAUAUGCUACGGUGUUAUUACUAUGUUGAGAUUCAGUUCAGAUUCAGUGUUCACAUUUUGUCAUUUUGCUUAACGUGUAGAAUGUCCUCCUAACAAUUUUUCAAGAUAAAUAAAGUAGUAAUCUGUUCAGUAUUUUCUGUGAUGGCAGCUACUCAAACUGGCCCUAAGUAAAAUAUGAUGUCUAAAAUACAUACAAAGACACCGUUAUGAAUUAUUGGUUUAUUGAUUCCACAUGUUUGAUGGUCUUUUUGUCUUUGGCAAUUGUUUUAUAUCAGAUUAUGACUUUGCUGUUCCUCAUAGUGCACAGCACUAAUUUGUGGUAGCUUAUUCAUACCCAAACUACAUAGUACAGGUAAGAAUACAGUCACUUGUUAUUGGAUUUUGAAUGUUAUGAAAAGCAUUUUUGUUACUCAAAAUAUUUGUGUGCAGGGUAUUCAGAAAGCAGACAACCCCAUAGAAAGAGCUAUGGGAAACAAAGAUGUAAUUGAUUUUGUACUUCUGUAUAUUAAAGGGGUAUUUCUUUUGUUAUGAAACAAAAAUAUGUUUGUUUGUUUUUUUUAUGUGUAUAGCCCAAUCAACAAAAAAAGGAACAGUUUACUGGCCUUGUCUGCUUUGGGCUGUGAAAUGCUAUCUUUAAUAAACCUCAAAAACUA
Ictalurus punctatus (channel catfish) is the source of this 3334-nucleotide messenger RNA. RefSeq names its product MAF1 homolog, negative regulator of RNA polymerase III a (gene maf1a). Gene Ontology annotation, molecular function: RNA polymerase III core binding. Gene Ontology annotation, cellular component: nucleus. Bases 634 to 1380 code for a protein of 248 amino acids. The record is from RefSeq and is a predicted model, not a curated record. Lineage: Eukaryota; Metazoa; Chordata; Actinopteri; Siluriformes; Ictaluridae. The transcript has 7 exons. Gene Ontology annotation, biological process: negative regulation of transcription by RNA polymerase III.